AUGAUCUUCCUAACUGAUCCGAAUGAUUUUGAAAAAGUCUUUCGAACUGAAGGAAAAUACCCCAUGCGAGAUGUUAUGGAAUCCGUGGACUACUACCGAAAGGUCUAUCGCCCGGAAAAAUUUAAACAUGGAUCGGGAUUAAUUACCCAAAGUGGACCAGAUUGGAGUUUUUUCCGUCAAAAAUCCAAUCCACUCUUCCUGAAUACGAAUAUUCGAAACUUAUACUGGCCUCACGUAGAUGAAGUAGCAAAGGAUUUUAUGAAAUUAUUAUGGUCAAUGGAAACGGUUGUCUACAUCCUUGUUGGACUACGAAUGGGUUAUACAGAAGGGAAAUAUGAAAAAUUGGAGAAAGUUAUGAAUUUUGUUGAUCAAUUCUUCACAGAAAUUUAUAAACUAAAUCAACGACCAUCCCCAUGGAAGUACAUUUGGACUCCAACAUUUCAGAAGCAUGUGAACAAUCAGGACAUUGCAUACCAAUUUACGUACGAAAUAAUUGAAGAAGCAAUGAAAAAUUUGCAGAAAAAACCUCUUGAUGGAUAUGAGAGGUGUAUGCUGGCAAAGAUUAUGGACAUUGAUCCUAAUAUUUCGCUUGUUAUACUUCAAGAUUCAAUAAUUGCAGGCCUAGAGACAACAGCUUUCAUCAUGACUGGCUUCUUGUAUGCCAUUGCUAAAAAUCAGGAUAAGCAGCAACUAAUUCGGGAAGAAAUUCAGAGAAAUUUCCCUGGAAAGAAUGCUCCGCUAAGUGCGGAAAAACUCUCUAAUUUGACUUAUACAAAGUUAGCACUCAAGGAAAGCUUGAGGCUCCUUCCCUACUUUAGCGGGGUAUUCCGUCAAACUGGUGAAAAUAUCACAAUUAAAGGCUACCAAAUUCCUAAAAAUACUUUCAUCUGCAUGAAUACCAACUUAGCGAGUCUUGAAGAGAAAAACUUUGCAGAUCCAGAAUCAUUUAAACCCGAGAGAUGGAUUAGAAAGAAUAGAGACGAGAAAAUUAAUCCAUUCCUGACCCUACCUUUUGGCUACGGUAGACGCAUGUGCAUUGGAAAGAGGAUGGUUGAAGUGGAAAUUGAAGUUCUUCUCACCUAUCUUCUAAGGAAAUACCAUAUUGAAUUGAAGGAAGAAUACUUGACAAAAGAAUAUCUUCCCUUUGGUUACCCAAUGGAAAAUUUGCGUUUUCGCUUAACGGAAAUACCAGAUUAG
This is a messenger RNA of Lutzomyia longipalpis, 1197 nucleotides long. RefSeq names its product probable cytochrome P450 12b2, mitochondrial. Gene Ontology annotation, molecular function: iron ion binding; heme binding; monooxygenase activity. Lineage: Eukaryota; Metazoa; Arthropoda; Insecta; Diptera; Psychodidae. The coding region runs from base 1 to 1197 and encodes 398 amino acids. The record is from RefSeq and is a predicted model, not a curated record. The transcript has 5 exons.